UUUCGGCGCUGGUAACGUAGGCGGCGAUGCUGCGGUGCGGCUACUAUGGCGGUGUCGCCCUGCGGGUCCUUUGUGUGGUUUCCAUGGGAAUGGUGCACCCUGAUGAGUUCUUCCAGUGCCCAGAGGUCAUGGCCAAGUCCGUGUUUGGUGUGCCCCACGCUUUCAUUCCGUGGGAGUACAAGCUACCGCUUCCAAAUCGGUCCGUGUUAUUUCCGUCCCUCGUCGCCGGACUGCCGUACGCGCUGUGGAAAUGGCUGGGACUUGACGCAAAUGGCAUGGCAUUCCUUCUCCUCCCUCGUCUCGUUCUCCUUGCGCUCUCGUUCGCGUACGACGCGACGAUUGCAAUGCUGUGCCGGCGAGUGCUGCGAAUCGAUCCGUGGGGGCCGCUCUUUGCCUUCUCGACGUCGUGGACAACUUGGAUCUUUCUCACACGACCGUUUUCCAACACAAUGGAGUCGCUUUUAGUCGUCGCGAGCUUCUUCGUGCUGUUCCAUCGACCGGCGAGCACGCUGCGCACGGCGCUGCUGGGGCUGACACUGGCACUUGGGACAUUUGCGCGGUUUACCUUCAUUUUCUUCUUUUUGCCGCUGGGGUUGUAUCUAGUAUGGGACAACGACAGAGACCUGCAGCUGACGGCGUCGAAGAAGGCGCGGGCGAACUCCAUGCAGACGCACCAGGCAGUGGCUUCGAUGGCACAACGCUUGGGCGGGGUGGUUCACACGGCUGUCGUCGGCGUAGUUUCGUUUGCAAUCGCAAGUGUGGCGGUCGCGUUGCUGGACACGUUGUACUUCCACGGUGGACGACUUUCAUCGCCUCGGACGGCGUGGGUCGUGGCCCCUUGGAACAAUUUGAUCUACAACUUGGACCCGACGCAUCUGGCCGAGCAUGGGCUGCACCCUCGCACGAACCACUGGGUUGUCAACAUGCCGUUGCUCUUUGGCCCGCUCGCGCUGGUGUUUCUAUACCAAGUGGUACGAUUCCCACACAAAAUGACAACGUUCCAGAUCGUGUGCGCCGCCGCAGUCAUCGUUCCAGUGUCCGCGCUGUCGAUGGCCCCACACCAAGAAGCCCGCUUUUUGCUGCCGGUGCUGCUUCCGCUAACGCUUGUCGCGCCCCUCGGAAGCAGCCAUCGCGUCGUCCAAGUCGUGUGGCUCGUCUUCAACGUGUCGCUGGGGCUGUGGUUCGGUGUGCUGCAUCAGGGCGGGCUCCUACCUCUCCUCCUUGCGUCAGGUGGAAGCGCUGGCGCGAAUCCCAUGUGCACUGCUGCACACUCUACGAUUCCUUCGUACGCUGCCAUCAUCACGACGGGGACGUACAUGCCGCCACGGUUUGCCCUGAGUCCCUCCGUUGUUUCGCUCCUCGAUGUUCCGCUGGCGCAGCUCCCGUCGGCGCUCCACUCGCAGCAAGCGCUGGGAAAUGCCGUGCUGCUGGCGUAUCCCGAGCCAUUAUCGAAUGAAGUAAAUGCAAUCGUCGCGGGCUUGGCCGGACCGCCCGUUCAACGCGCUCCAGUGUUUGAAUGCUGGCCGUUCAUCUCGACCGAGAGCUUGCCGCCGCAACUUUGGAAUGCGACGCAGUGGACCCUCCACGCACACGCUUUGUCGUGGAGUUAGAAGUGCUGUAGCUUGGACAAAACUACAUAAAACAACGAGCGGUGGACGAUGCCCGCCUCCUCACGAACUGAGCGCAUCCCCAACAACAUUUGGUCCGACCCACCUCCUUGUUACAACUCCAUGCCUGCCAUCCUUUCAGCCUCCUCC
This is a messenger RNA of Aphanomyces invadans, 1757 nucleotides long. RefSeq lists its product as hypothetical. Gene Ontology annotation, molecular function: alpha-1,2-mannosyltransferase activity. The coding region runs from base 27 to 1610 and encodes 527 amino acids. The transcript has a single exon. Gene Ontology annotation, biological process: GPI anchor biosynthetic process. The record is from RefSeq and is a predicted model, not a curated record. NCBI's taxonomy places the organism in Eukaryota, Oomycota, Saprolegniomycetes, Saprolegniales, Verrucalvaceae. Gene Ontology annotation, cellular component: endoplasmic reticulum membrane.